CUCUCUCUCUCUCUCUCUCUCUCUCUCUCUCUCUCUCUCUCAUUUCCAUGUCUGUGGGUCUCUCUGCAUCGGACAUCCAACUCCUUUAACAUCCACCGACGCCUCAACAUUCCCCCCUAGACGACUUGAGAUAGGUGCAGGGUACUCAAGGGGUAGUAAGGGUUUAAUAUGAAAUAAUUCGAUGCCCAUCCAAAAAAUAAACUCCUCAUCAGGUUUGUGGGGACGAUACGAAGCUGUAGAACCCAAGGGAGAUACAAUCGCGGAUUCAGUACAGUCAAUGAAGAAGUCUGAUGGCAGGGAUGUAGCGGAUACAGCAGAUCAAAGGAAUCAAAUAGAGAUGGCGCAAAAAAAGAUGGAUACUUUUAAUACACAUUCACUUUAAGGGAUGCUGUUUACAUCGUUAUUUCUCCUUUCCGUGUUCUUUUAGUCUAUUACACCGCAAAUUUUACCCUUAUACAUAUUCCCUACGCCAAAGGCCAGCAAUAAAGCUCGCCUGUGUACCAC
This is a messenger RNA of Gamsiella multidivaricata, 504 nucleotides long. RefSeq lists its product as uncharacterized. The transcript has a single exon. The record is from RefSeq and is a predicted model, not a curated record. The coding region runs from base 182 to 382 and encodes 66 amino acids. Lineage: Eukaryota; Fungi; Mortierellomycota; Mortierellomycetes; Mortierellales; Mortierellaceae.